UAUGAUACUUUUAGGGAGUGGGGUGACACUACUAAUGCUACCAAAUUAUACCUGUACCAACUUUAUCCUUUCUGUAGUGUGUAUAUCGUUCCCACCAGUUCAGCUCACCGCGGAAGCCACUGCCCACUUGCAACAAAACAUAAAGAGAGUACCAGAUGUGAGAAGAAAAGACAGAGAAACACUCACACAUGAAUAUCUACAUACUUGUUUUUCUCGUUCAGUGGCUGGCGUGUGGUGGCUGCACUUCUGAUGUUCAUGUUGGUUACCAAGUAACUGUUGCUGUACCAAUAGAAUACAGCAGAGGGUUUGUGGGGAGGGCUUUUCUGAUGGAGACUGACCAAGCAGUGCUCAACUUUAAGGCUGCAAUUAGCGUUGAAGCAGUUGAUGAGAAGUAUACGUGCUCGCUUGAUGUUUUUCUUGGAGAUGUCAAGGUAUGGAGUUCUGGUCAUUUGUCACAGUUUUACACAACGGAGAACUGCAUUCUUGAGUUAACACAAAAUGGAGACCUAAGAUUGAAGGGCCAGAGAGGAAGUGUUGGGUGGCGAACAGGAACUUUUGGACAAGGCGUUAAGAGAUUAAACUUGCUACGGACAGGCAAUCUAGUUUUGGUUGAUUCCCAGAACAUGAUAAAAUGGCAAAGUUUCAAUUUCCCAACAAAUAUAAUGCUCUGGGGCCAGAGACUAAGUUCAAAAACUCGGCUGACUGCUUUCCCAAGUAACUCUAGUUUAUUUUAUUCACUGGAGAUCCACGAUGACAAGCUUGCAUUGUAUCUGAACUCUGGUAAGUGGAAGUAUUCUUACUGGGAAUUUAGGCCCUCUAAUAACCGAACUAUUACAUAUGUUGAAUUGACUUCAGAAGGAUUAGAGAUAUAUAAUGGUAUACAAUGGAGAAUUGCUCAAUUAAGGUCAAAAAUACAAGAACCUCCAAAAUUUUUAGCACUAGGGAACAAUUCAGGUAACUUGGGACUUUAUUACUACUCAGCUGACAAGGGAGUGUUUGAAGUUUCAUACAAGGCAAUCAACAGUACUUGUGAUCUUCCUUUGGUGUGUAAACCAUAUGGUAUUUGCACCUUCUCCAGUGACUGCUCAUGUAUAAGGCUAAUAAAAAGAGGAGAUGGAUUACUUUCGGAUUGCAGUGAAGAGAUAACUGGUGGGAUCUGUAAUACAAGUAGGGUAGAAAUGCUCGAGUUACGAGGAGUUACGAGUGUGCUCAGUAGCAAUUCUAAAAAGGUCAAUGUUAAGAAAGAAGUGUGUGCAAAUUUGUGUUUAGAUAACUGUACAUGUGUUGCAGCAUUAUAUUCACAAAUUGGUGAUGAUGCAAACCUGGGAGAAUGUUAUCUUUAUGGGUUAGUAAGAGGAGUUAAGCAAAUUGAAAGAGACAGCAAAUGGAGCUAUAUGGUUAAGGUGCCAAAGGAAGUUGAUCAGGGUCAUGGUAAACAUUCAGGUCUAAAGAAAUGGGUCUCCGUUGUGGUAGGAGUAGUUGAUGGAUUUGUUAUUUUAAUUGUUUUGGGAGGGAUUGGGUACUAUGUAGUUCAAAAGAGGAAAACGAGCACACAGAGUACAGAAGACACAAACUAACCUCAUUCACUCGGAAUUUUUCUUCAAGAGUUUCAAUAUCCAACUUAACAAUACAAAUAAACUGUUCAAUGCUUGAAGGCUUACUUUACAAUGUGGGAAUUAACUCAAAAUCAGGGACAAGUGGUAGAAUAGGUGCAUACCCACCAGACGUCUGGGUCUUGGACAAUCACUAGAAAAUGGUGAGAAUUCAUGUUUCUAUUUCAAGCAAAACCUUAUGACACUUGUGCAGAUAGCCAAGCAUUUGGCAGAAAAUCACCUCAAUCAUACAAAAGCUCAGCUAGAAAGAGUGGAAGCCACAUUUACAACUGAAUGAUAUACAACAAAAGGCAUAGAUGUAAAGACUUCAAGAUGAACCAGACACACAGAGGACCUCAACAAGAACGCAACAGGGUCACACUUACAAGUGCAAAUUUUCAAGCCUUAAAGCAUUGAAAAGAAGGGAAGAUAUACCUGAUGAGCUGAUGCCAAAGUGAAGGACCUGACUGUUUCCUCAAAGUUCACCUGAGAUGGCUGGAGGGAAGCAUUUCUCCUCACAGAUUCAAAUCAGACACUAUAAAAGGAGUAAAAGCUACCCCUGACAGCAAUUAGUUCUUCAUUCUUUCUUUUAACUUAAGUAAUGAUUUUGGUCUCUUACCCAAUUUGUUUAUCACCAUCUUUUUAGUUUCAAUUCUUUUUUACAUAUUGAUUUGUUCCACAGACCACAGUACACAACUGAAGCAGAAUUGAUAAAUCUAUUUAUUCAUUUAUUUAAUUUUCACAA
Ipomoea triloba (trilobed morning glory) is the source of this 2337-nucleotide messenger RNA. RefSeq names its product G-type lectin S-receptor-like serine/threonine-protein kinase SD2-5. The transcript is spliced from 3 exons. NCBI's taxonomy places the organism in Eukaryota, Viridiplantae, Streptophyta, Magnoliopsida, Solanales, Convolvulaceae. The record is from RefSeq and is a predicted model, not a curated record. Bases 189 to 1577 code for a protein of 462 amino acids.